Molecule: messenger RNA, 862 nt
Organism: Balaenoptera acutorostrata (minke whale)
Lineage: Eukaryota; Metazoa; Chordata; Mammalia; Artiodactyla; Balaenopteridae
Gene: NT5C
Product: 5', 3'-nucleotidase, cytosolic
Exons: 5
Coding region: 1-657 (218 amino acids)
Biological process (GO): pyrimidine deoxyribonucleotide catabolic process
Molecular function (GO): 5'-nucleotidase activity
Source: RefSeq, a predicted model, not a curated record
AUGGCGAUGCGGUUGGCUGCGCGGCGCGGGCGGCCCGUGCGGGUGCUGGUGGACAUGGACGGCGUUCUGGCGGAUUUCGAGGCCGGCCUCCUGCGGGGCUUCCGCCGAAGCUUCCCCGGGGAGCCGCACGUGCCGCUGCAGGAGCGCCGCGGCUUCCUCGCGUGCGAGCAGUACCGAGCCCUGCGCCCGGACCUGGCGGACAAAGUGGCCAGUGUGUAUGAAGCCCCAGGCUUUUUCCUAGACUUGGAGCCCAUCCCUGGAGCCUUGGAAGCAAUGCGGGAGAUGAAUGACAUGCAGGACACCGAGGUCUUCAUCUGCACCAGCCCUCUGAUGAAGUAUGACAACUGUGUGCACGAGAAGUACCGCUGGGUGGAGAAGCACCUGGGGCCCCAGUUUGUGGAGCGCAUUAUCUUGACGAGGGACAAGACGGUGGUCUUGGGGGACCUGCUCAUUGAUGACAAGGACACCAUUCAAGGCCAAGAGGAGACCCCAAGCUGGGAGCACAUCUUGUUCACCUGCUGCCACAACCAGCACCUGGCCCUGCCCCCCCCACGGAGACGGCUGCUCUCCUGGAGGGACAACUGGAAGGAGAUUAUAGACAGCAAGCGGGGAGCCCUGCAGCGGGACCGAACCGGCCUGGGGCUGCCCCAGGAAUAAGGCGAGGGGCCAUGGCUGUGGACAGUAGCUGAAAGAAGGGAAGGCAGACCAGCAGGGAACCCGGGCAGAACUGAGCGACAGGGCAGCAUCAUGGCAAUGACCCCUCAGCACUGUGCCAGCCACCUGAACCCUCCUGGCAGAGCUGGCAUGGAAACAUGGUGGGAAAAUCAGGAACCUUUUUAAUAAAACACUUUGGCUCACUGCU